GUUGUAGCUUUAGAAACUUUUUAUUGUAUUUUUCGUAUUCUUUCGCUUGGUGGAAGGUUUUUAGGAAUCACUAUAGACUUUGUGCAAACACUUUUGGGAACAAUUUAAGGAACAUUAAUUUGCCAUGUCCCAGCAACGGGAUGUCAUCGAACAAAAACAGGGACCUAAUCAAAUCGUCCGGAUUCGAAGUGACAGCGAGACCAAUCUGGACGACCUCUUCAAAGCCGUGAUGCAACCAAAAAGCAAUCCGGUUCAUAACAGUUUGCCUAUGCGGAUGCGAAACUUGCCACCUUCGUUUUUUAAACAACCAGAGCGGGGAUCAAAAUCGGCGUCCCACAGCCGGGAAUCGAGCGCUGACAAUACAUUUUCGAGUCCACCACCUCAGCCCGUGACUUCUCAAAGCAGCAAUCUGAGCAGCAAUCAGAACAGUAAUAGUAGCAGCAGCAACGCCGGUUGCUCUCCGCCACCGCCUGCCCCGCAGCAACAUCCCAGUGGGCUGCCCAUCAACCACCCCCGUGCUCAUUCGUCCCCUGCGUCCCUUCAGCAAACCUACAGCAAUGCAGGUCAGCAUCAACAUUUGCGGCAACAGAGUUAUGAUAUUACAGAUACCAUUCCCCUCCCUCCUGGGUGGGAGAUGGCUAAGACCGCCUCAGGCCAGAGAUAUUUUCUCAAUCACCUGACUCAGACUACUACUUGGGAGGAUCCUAGAAAGAAACUAAGUGCAGGCUCCCUCUCCAAUUCCUCAGGUGUCACAUGUUCUAGCCCUGGCACUAGCCCUGCCUCAUCCAUCCUCAACCUUCAGACUCUAGGACCUCUCCCUGAUGGUUGGGAGCAGGCCACAACAGCUGAGGGGGAGGUAUAUUUCAUCAACCACAAGUCACGUACCACUAGCUGGUACGAUCCCCGAAUACCUGUCGCUCUGCAACAACCUCCCAUUGUGUCCAUCUUGGGUUCUAGUUCUCACAAAGAAAAUAUUUUGAAUCUUGGUCCUCCUCCAAGCAUCGUAAGUGCAGCUUCCCUACCUACUCUUGCCACGCAAACUAUCCAGCAGCAGCAGCAGAAGCUGAGACUACAGAGAUUACAAUUAGAACGAGAACGACUCCGUAUUCGACAGCAAGAAAUACUCAGAGAGGUAAAGUCAAAUUUGAGGAACGGUUCACCUACCAUUUGUGAGAUGAUUCGACAGUCACUACGAGAAGAGCCUACGUCACCCCGAGGUUCAGACUCUUCUUCGGUGGAUCCUUUUCUUGGGGAUUUCCAUUCCCGCCAAGAGAGUGGAGACAGUGGCCUCAGUCUGGGCACCAAUUAUAGUCUUCCUAAUACCCCUGAAGAUUACCUGAUGGGAAUGGAUGAAGGUAAGGAAGAUGUAAUUCUAGAUAUUGCUGAAUUAAAUUUGGAACCAAUUCCUGGUGCAACUCUUGACAUGGUUCCGGAGCAAAUGGAUUCUGAAGAUUUGGUCCCAAGUUUACAGGAGGCACUAAAUGCUGAUCUUCUAUCAGAUGUUGAAGCAAUUUUAAAUUCAAAUAAAGAAUCUGUGCUGAAGUGGCUGUGAAAUCAUUUGCUUUUGGGAGAGAUGACUGCAUCACAUC
Messenger RNA from Uloborus diversus, 1589 nucleotides. Its product is annotated as transcriptional coactivator YAP1-like. Gene Ontology annotation, biological process: positive regulation of transcription by RNA polymerase II; hippo signaling. Gene Ontology annotation, molecular function: transcription coactivator activity; protein binding. Gene Ontology annotation, cellular component: cytoplasm; nucleus. The coding region runs from base 125 to 1552 and encodes 475 amino acids. The transcript is spliced from 9 exons. NCBI's taxonomy places the organism in Eukaryota, Metazoa, Arthropoda, Arachnida, Araneae, Uloboridae. The record is from RefSeq and is a predicted model, not a curated record.